AUGGCAGUCCGUCGGUUCGUGGCUCUCGCUGUGGCCCUGGCACUGAUCUUUGGCCGAGGCCUGAGUGUGGUGGUUCACCUGCAGACCGACGGCGUGGCCAGGGGCGAUUCCGGGCUCACCUGGAGAGGCACCUUCCCGCAGAUGACUCAGGUGAGUGUCUGCUUCCGGGUGUUCCUCCUGCAGACGAGGGAGACCAACUACGUGGUGUCGUAUGCCAUUGAGAGCCACAGCAACGAGAUCUUUGUUGAUGUGCGGUAUUACCAGCAAGAGAUCCGCUUCGGGUGCUGCGGCGACAAGGUGUACCAGACCUUCGGGAUGGACGUGCCCCUCAUGACGUGGAUCCAGGUGUGCUUCUCUCUGGACAUCGGCGCCAGGACGCUCCGGUUCCAGAGCAGCGAGCAGGAGGGCGUCGCCAUGUCCCUCUCUCGCAGCCCGCCCGAGAGCGUCAGCGCCGGUGGCCUGCUGAUGCUCGGCCAGGACCAGGACACGGUGGGAGGGUCGACGGAGGCCGCGCAGAGUCUCCACGGCUACCUGCAGGACCUCGUCAUCCUCAACCGAUCUCUGUCCGGCGCCGAGAUGAAGGCUUUCACGGCCUGCGCGCGGUGGGGCGGCUGGGCCUCCGUGCUGGUCGACUUCCGGAACAUUGAGGAAGCGUUCAGUUUCGGCGCCGUGACCAGCGUCGUGGACCUGGGCUACGGCGACGCCUGUGUCGGGCUGCGUGUGAACGUCGCGCUCUUCCCCGAGACGCGCGACUUCCAGUCGAGCCGCUUCUUCUGCGAGGCGCUCGGGGGCUCGGUCGUCCUCCCCAGACGGCAGCUGGAAAACGACUACGUCACUUACCUCGGGAAGAAGUACUGCGAAGGCGCCCGCAUGUGGCUGGGCGCCGAGUACCAGCCCGGGCGGGAGUACGUGGAGACCGGCACGAACCACACCCUCGCGUACGAGUCGUGGGACCACGAGGUGAAAGGGAUGGACAACAGCUUCGCCGUCCUCUACACGAAGCGGGCGAUCGGCGAGAGGAACUGGGGGAUCUCCACGCCCGAGAGGAAGCUCUGCACAACCUGCGGCCACACCGAGCCCUUCGCGCUCAAGGUGCGAGGACUGUGUAAGGAGACGAAAUUCGACAAGAAGUUCCUGAUCCACAGCUACUCGAACCGCAAACCAGCUUUCGUGGGCUUCGUGUCCUCGAAUCUCACCUGGAUCGCGUACAACAUCACCCAGGACCUCUUCGCCGGGUACUGGAGGCUCUUCCUGACCGCCAGACCGGACAUCCAAGCCGAGAUGGUUAUGGAGACGCGGUAUUCGUACCCGGUCGGCACGCACACCUGGGCUGUCAGCAACGACAUCUGCGCGGGGGACGUCAAGAAGCUCAAGUUCACCACGUGCGGCGCGGGCAUGUUCACCUGCGACGACGGCUCCUGCGUCAACGUCACGCUCCGCUGCGACAAGAAGGUGGACUGCGCCGACAGCUCGGACGAGGAGCGGUGCAACCCGGUCCUCAUCCCCGCCGGCUACGACCGCGCGAUCCCGCCGCCCUUCAUCGAGCACACCUUCCCGGCGGACAUCGUGAUCGAGGUGGACUUCCGCUUCAUCCGGACCAUCCAGAUCUCCGACUUCAGCCUCUCGCUCGACCUCCGCCUCUCGCGCCGCUGGAAGGACGGCAGGCUCAGGUUCCGCAACCUCCGAGCCAACAUGAGCCAGAACGUGGUGGAAGACCUCCGUCAGGUGUGGCUGCCGGAGCUGACGCUGGCCGGCGCUGACCACCUGGUGGCUGACGCGAAUGAGAGGAAGGAGCUGAACUUCGUGGACAGGCAGGGUCAGCCCCUCGAGGACGACGAUGCGGAGCUCGACGAAGAUCAGCUGUACAGCGGAGCCCAAAACGACCUGAUCGCCGUCCGGGAGUACACCCUGCAGCUUCAGUGUUACUACAACCUGGCCCACUACCCCUUCGACACGCAGCGCUGCCCUCUGUACAUCAUCCUAGCCAAGUAUACCUCUGAUCUGUUCAUCGUCCGCAUCAACAAGUUUGGCUUCAGCGGCAACCAGAGGCACCACGAGUACGUCGUGCGAGACAUCUUCGUGACCAACUUGACCCUGGACAACUACGCCGCCCAGCGCCUGGAGCUCGUCUUGCGCAACCAGUACAUCUACUACAUCAGCGCCGCCUAUGUCCCCUCGUGCAUGCUGCUCGUCAUCUCCUACCUCACCUACUUCUUCGACGUCGAGGACUUCUCCAACCGGGUGACGGUGGCGCUGACGUCCCUCCUCGUCCUGGCCACGCUCUUCUCCGAGCUGGUGGGCGGCCUCCCCAAGACCUCGUACUUGAAGCUCAUCGACGUGUGGUUCCUGGGCUGCAUCGUCGCCAGCUUCCUCAUGGUCAUGUGCCUCGUCAUCAUAGACAAGAGGAAGAAAGAGGGCGUCGGGAAGAAGUUCGCAGGCCAGUGGGCGGUGACCAGUGUCGAGCCGCAAGGGAAAGUGGGGGGCGGGGCGAAGAAGGCCCGAGGUUGCAGGGGCGUGAGUAGGACUCAGCUGAACGCCGUCCUGAAGAUCGCUAUUCCAGUGGUGUUCGGCGCCUUCGUCAUUUUGUACUGUGCUUUCGUCAUGAAUGCCCUUAGUGGCUAGAAUUUCGGUUGCUUUCAUACAAACACACGCAAAUGCAUACAGAAACACACACACUUACAUGCGCACAACACAUUUAUCGAUGGAAAUUCACCUCCCCGCUUCACACACACACGUAUAGACAUAGGAGCCUUCAUCAUCACCAAGUAAUGAACAAUCUAUUGUAACACGUAUAACAACCACUAGAAAUGAGGGAUUUUAGCACAUAUCGACUAAAUCUUUAUCAGAAACACGAAUUUCUAAGAUAUUUCUUACGAAACUCAAACAAAUCUGAGCCACAUCGUUUUCCAACUCGUAAUUCGUAAAGUGAACUCGCACUACCAAAUAUCAUAAACAAAGUUACCUGUAAUAACAAUAAUAUUAAUAUAAUAAUAAUG
Penaeus vannamei (Pacific white shrimp) is the source of this 2996-nucleotide messenger RNA. The record is from RefSeq and is a predicted model, not a curated record. NCBI's taxonomy places the organism in Eukaryota, Metazoa, Arthropoda, Malacostraca, Decapoda, Penaeidae.